Ctenopharyngodon idella (grass carp) is the source of this 2002-nucleotide messenger RNA. It is a transcript of the gene zdhhc16b, whose product is annotated as zinc finger DHHC-type palmitoyltransferase 16b. The record is from RefSeq and is a predicted model, not a curated record. Gene Ontology annotation, molecular function: palmitoyltransferase activity. The transcript is spliced from 11 exons. Gene Ontology annotation, biological process: protein palmitoylation. Gene Ontology annotation, cellular component: Golgi apparatus. NCBI's taxonomy places the organism in Eukaryota, Metazoa, Chordata, Actinopteri, Cypriniformes, Xenocyprididae. Bases 155 to 1351 code for a protein of 398 amino acids.
GACUUUUAUUUUGAAUUCUGCAGUAAACACCGGAAGUUCCAUCGACACUCAAUUCAUAUUCACUGAAUUCACUGAGAGCAGAGGUGGAUAACAUUGAAUGUGUGAUCAUACUUAACAUGUUUCGUUCAACAACGAACAUGACCUGAAUCAUUUUAUGAGCGAUUCGAUUGAAAAACUUUGCGGGACCGGAUCCGGAGGGAUGCGCAGCUGGAGGUGGUACCUCUCCAAAGUCAUGCGUCUCUUCCUGCGCUGGUUCCGGCUCUGCCCUCGACGGGGACGCAGAAAGCGGUCGAGCAGAAUACGAGACCUGUGGAACUAUGGGACGGUGCUACUGAAGUCCCUGUACUACAACGUCCAGACCAAUUCAGACACGGUGCUUGACUGUGUCUUUGAGCCCAUCUACUGGCUGGUGGACAAUAUGACCCGCUGGUUUGGAGUGGUGUUUGUGUCUCUGGUGAUCGUCUUGACCAGCUCCAUCGUGAUUAUCGUCUAUCUGUGCGUUCUUCCCAUCAUCUUCAGCACGUAUCCCGUUCACUGGAUCCUCUGGCACCUCUGUUACGGCCACUGGAACCUCCUCAUGCUGGUCUUCCAUUACUAUAAAGCCACGACCACGUGUCCGGGUUUCCCUCCACAGGAAAAGAGUGAUAUACCAACUGUUACAAUCUGUAAAAAAUGUAUAGUUCCCAAACCAGCUAGAACUCAUCACUGCAGUAUCUGCAACAGAUGUAUUUUGAAAAUGGACCACCACUGUCCCUGGUUGAAUAACUGCGUGGGUCAUUUCAACCACCGCUACUUCUUCAGUUUCUGUCUGUACAUGACCAUGGGCUGCGUCUACUGCAGCAUCAGUGCCAAAGACAUGUUCCUGGACGCUUAUGAUGCCAUCGAGUCAGGCAGGUAUAUGGACAUUCACACACAAGGGGAGGCGGUCCCGGGGGCGGGGCUAAUCUAUAUCCCAUUCCUGCAGCAGAGCUCCUAUCAGACGCCUCCUCCUGCCUUCACUCAUCAGGAGAGGAUGGUUCAUAAGAGCCUCGUUUAUCUGUGGGUGUUGACGAGUUCGGUGGCUGUGGCUCUGGGAAGCCUCACAUUGUGGCACGCAGUGCUGAUCACCAGAGGAGAGACCAGUGUGGAGAGACACAUCAACCGCAGAGAGAGGAAACGACUCAAACUGAGGGGCAAAAUUUUCCGUAAUCCAUACCACCAUGGGAAAAUCAACAACUGGAGAAGGUUUUUUGGUGUUGAGAAGCGGAGUGACUGGCUAACACGGGUUCUGCUGCCCUCCUGUCAUCUUCCUCACGGGGACGGCCUGACGUGGGACUGUCCUGCAUACAGGAACAACACUGUGGCGAUCUGACGUCAUGAUGAUCAGAUCCGCUCAUAUCAGACUCUUAAGACUGAAGGGGCUCUGCAUCACCCCUGACCUUUACAAACGAACGACUGCUGCCGAUUAGGCCGUCUUAUGAGGGUUUUUUUAUGGGCGUUUACUGAAAUGUGUGUUUACUGUACAGCGUGAGAUCCUUGUGCCGAGUUCAAAGUAGUACUUGGUGCCAAAGACUUGAUGUGAAUGGAUUUUGGUGACAUCUGUGGAAUAUUUAUAUUUUUUAACUUCCAGUGUUGAUCAUGAUGACACAUGGGAAUCUUUGAGCUAUGAACUGUUUUUCACAAUGUUUUUGAAUGUCUAAACAUUUCCAAAGUGGUCCAUGCAUUUUGUUAAAAAGAAGUUAUUUUACAAUAAUUUGCAAAUGUUUUCUAAUGAACACACUGAUAUGGUUUUAAUUAUGAAGUACGCAUGUAGUUUUACCUGUACAGAUGUGUGAUGGGCUCCAGAAGUCUGAGACCACUGGGAAAAAAAAGUGUAACAAAUAUUUUUUAUUCUUUUCUAAUCACAUUUAUCUUGUUAUAAAUUAUAUUGUCGGCAGGAUUGAAUUACAGACUCUUAUAUUUAUACAAGAAUAUUUUUUUCUUUUCAUAAAUUUGUUUUUUUAAUAAAUUCGCUUCACUACUA